AUGGAAGCACCGGACUGGUGGCGUGACGCAGUCGUCUACCAGAUUUAUCCUGUGUCGUUCAAAGAUACUACCGGGAAUGGGAAAGGAGACCUCAACGGCAUCACCUCCAAGUUGCCGUAUCUAAAAGAUCUUGGCGUGGAGGUGGUAUGGCUCUCUCCGGUAUAUGCAUCGCCCAUGGUGGACAUGGGAUACGACAUCUCCAACUAUCGAGAAAUACAUCCAGAUUUUGGAACUAUGGAAGACUGGGAGCGCAUGACCAAAGAAGCUCAUCGCAUAGGGCUGAAAGUGGUUAUGGAUCUGGUUGUCAACCAUACCUCAGAUCAACACGAGUGGUUCCAGGACGCUAAAGAUGGAGGCUCGAAGAAAGAUUGGUAUAUCUGGCGAGGGAAGAAUAAAGAGGGAAAGGAACCUAACAACUGGGGCGCCAUUUUUGGUGGCUCAUGCUGGGAGUGGAACGACAAACUAAAAGAGUACUAUUUACACGUUUUUGACGUGUCGCAGCCUGACCUCAACUGGGAGAAUCCGGCAGUUCGAGAUGCAGUAUGGGAUGUGAUGCGAUUCUGGCUGGACAAGGGCUGCGAUGGAUUUAGAAUGGAUGUCAUCAACUGCAUCUCAAAGACACCAGGUUUUCCAGACGCGCCAGUUGCCGAUCCUCAAAGCAUGUAUCAGUACGGACUGAUACAUCGCUUUAACGGGCCAAAAGUGGCAGACUACCUGCUUGAGAUGCAUGACAAAGUCUUGCAAUAUUACCCCAAUGCCUUUACAGUUGGUGAAGCCCCAGGAGUCAAGAGUGCAGAGCAGGCGCUUCCGUUGGUUCAAAAUGGUGUUCCGCUUCAGAUGUUAUUUCACUUUGAACACAUGUAUAUCGACCACCAACCGGGCAAAACGUGCUUCAACUACAAGCCAUGGAAGCUUACGGAACUAAAGGAUGUUCUCGGCAAAUUUAUGGAGUUUAAUGAAGCCAACGGCGGGUGGGACAGCCUCUACUUGGAGAAUCAUGACCAACCACGAAUUAUUAGUCGAUGGGCAAAUGACGGCAAAUAUCGUGACGCAUCGGCCAAGAUGCUAGCAAUCUUCCAUGCUACUGGUAGAGGUACCCUAUUUAUAUACCAAGGGCAAGAAAUCGGCAUGGCCAACCCAGCGGCCUGGACCUUCGACGAGCUUCGGGACCUGGAAGAGAUUCAAUAUUAUAAGGCUAUUGAAGCCAGUAAUGGGGAUACCAAAGACGCGCUGAAGCAGAUUCAGCGGAUUGGACGAGAUAACUCUCGGACCCCAAUGCAAUGGAGCGCAGAUACCAAUGCAGGCUUCACUUCCGGUACACCAUGGAUAAAAGUUAACCAAGAUUACGAAGAAUGGAACGUCGAGGCCGAACAAGCAAGUUCCGAUAUCAGCGUGUUAAAGUUCUGGAAAUCUUUACUUACGAUCAGAAAAGACCAUAAUGGUUUGGUGCGGGGAGCAUUCCAGAUGAUAGACUAUGAGAAUCAGAGCGUCUAUGCCUAUACUAGAAGAAAUGCCACCGAGCAAUACCUAGUGGUGUGUUCGUUUUCUGAAGAGGAGGUGAAAUGGGUGUGUCCUGUCAAUCGUGGCAAUCUGUUGCUUGGGAAUUAUCCGUCGCAGGAGAUUGAGGAAGAUGAUACGUUGACGCUGAGGCCCUAUGAGGGGCGGCUCUAUUAUCUACCAGCAAUGCAACAUUUAUAG
This is a messenger RNA of Trichoderma gamsii, 1698 nucleotides long. RefSeq names its product trehalose-6-phosphate hydrolase. The transcript has 2 exons. Bases 1 to 1698 code for a protein of 565 amino acids. Gene Ontology annotation, biological process: oligosaccharide catabolic process. Gene Ontology annotation, molecular function: alpha-amylase activity. NCBI's taxonomy places the organism in Eukaryota, Fungi, Ascomycota, Sordariomycetes, Hypocreales, Hypocreaceae. The record is from RefSeq and is a predicted model, not a curated record.